Messenger RNA from Corvus hawaiiensis (hawaiian crow), 5653 nucleotides. RefSeq names its product platelet glycoprotein V-like. The record is from RefSeq and is a predicted model, not a curated record. Bases 2830 to 4848 code for a protein of 672 amino acids. Gene Ontology annotation, cellular component: extracellular matrix. The transcript has 2 exons. NCBI's taxonomy places the organism in Eukaryota, Metazoa, Chordata, Aves, Passeriformes, Corvidae. Gene Ontology annotation, molecular function: protein binding.
GGAUAUGUUUUGCAGAUGGGGGUGGAGAAGGGUGGAUGCUGUGCUGGUGUUCUGCAGGGGAAUCACACUGACUGCAGCUUUACCUGGUGGCUUUUGGGAGCCAUGCUAUAGCCAGACCUUGUACAUGUGACAGCAGCUUGUUUCUGCCUUCAGUUAUUCAGAUGUUCCUUCUGUUUGGGCAUGUGGGAGGCAUGAUCUGAGCUGUCACCAUUGUCACAGUCAUCUUCAGAAAAAUCACGUGGAAAUGAAGACAUCUUUUCCAUCCUGUGGCUCACCUUCCAUCAAAACAGUCAUUGGCAGAGCACAUUAUUUUAAACUUGAAGACAAGAUACUUAAAAUAUCUUUUUACUUAAUAACAAGAACUUAAUCUUUCAAUUUCAGCUUCUGUUUUAAAAACUUAGCUUUUCUCUUUCAGAAUCUUACAGGUUUUAGGUUUUGUUGGCCUGCCAGUCCAGAAGACUUUGAGGAGAAGCAGAAACUAAAUGUGUCAACCUUGGAAUGCUUAGCCAAAGCACUAAAUAAAAAUCCCCUUCAUUCCCUACUGAAAUUGCUUUGACUUCAAUUCUGCAAGAAAGUAGAAGUCAUAGCAGCUUUGUGAAGGUACAAGCACUUGGUUGUUUAGAGUGGAGGUGUCCACUCCUUCAAAACCUAUGUAGCAGACUGGUGGAACUAUAUUAACAAAUUUGAAAUUUCUGAUCACAUCUCACAUUGAAAUGUGGAUUUCUGACUUGACCCAGAUUUGCUUCAGGUUGCCUGAAGCACGUACUCCAAUAUCACUGCCAAAGAAGCUACAAAUGGGUUUUGUGCUUCUGUGUGUGACUUAAAACUUUCUCCUGUUAUGUGAGCAGCUUCAAGCUGUGCUUUUGGAGUUACAUACAACCUGUGGGAGUUGGUUGCUUGCACAAUUGUAGGCAAAAAUCUGCUCUGAAGCUUACAAUAUUGUUUGGCCUUUGGCCUGUCUCAGUAACUGGGGAAAAACGGGUGAAAGUGUUAUCUAGAGGAUGCGUUUUGCUGUUUUACUUCCCAUUUAAAGUGCAGUGUCAUGGUGAAGCCUGAUUGCCUGCUCUGCUCCUAGUAAGUUCCUUUAAAAAGCAGAUAAGUUUCUAAGGUACAGCUCAAAAUUCCUUUUUCAUGCUUGUAUGAGUUUAGGAACUUGCAAGACAGUAAAAGAGGUAAGCACCACUGUAAGCAGUACAUGUACUCAGUGUUCUAUAAAACUAAGUUCAAAACUGAUUUGUGACUUUUAAUAUAGUAACAGUAUUAAUGCGUUGCUUCUGGCAUCCUUUUGUAGUUGAGAAAUAUUAAGGGGUGGCUGAAAGGGAAAGGGGCUGUAGACCAGACCAUGGUAAAUGACCAGACAGACUGGUGCCUUUUCUGGAAUGCCAGGUGUCUCACGUGAGCAUUCAAGAAAAUUUUAAUGCAUGACAAUAUAUAAUUACAAUCUUUAUUGUGGGUAUUGCUGUAUUCUGUACUGUUAAAAUCUUUAAAUAUUUCUUCAAAAAAUGCUGUUAGCAGCUCUAGAUGUUUGAGACCUGUAAGCUUAUCCAGUUCUUGUGCCAGCACUUGUAGCCUUCAUAUCUUGCAAAGAAUUUCUACCAUUUUGUUGCUUGUUUGUCAAAACUAGUGCUUUCUAGCACUUCUGAGCAUCUAACCUUGUCUUCUUGUAUACUCUCUUAUCUUUUGCUAUAAGACCAGGAAAACAGACAUCACUAACCUACAAACUAGUGUUAGUGUGUUUCUGAUUUUACAGACUGGCCUGUAGUCAUACCUUCCAAGGGACCUGCUUUUGCUGUUUCUAGCAUAAUAAAUUGGGUUUUUUUCCCCCAUUUGGUUCUCUAGAUCGUUACUUCUCUUGUCUCACUGAAUCCUGUAGUUCUGCUGUGGUCUUGAGGUAAUCUGGUGCAGGUUGAGAUGCCAGUCAGGGCUUGAAACAGAAAUUUCUUAAAUGUGUUUCUGGAUGGAGGACUGCUCAUCGGGAUAGGUAGGAUCAGGGACAGGGUGAGCUAGAAAUUUGUGGAGGUAAAAGCAUCACUGGCUUAUGAGAGAGUGUUUAGGGGUGGGGAGGAUUACUAGGUGGGUGAGGUUCUCUGAAAGGUUCUUGUUUGACAUGUAAAAGACCUUUGGAAGAGUGAUACCUCAUGCUGUUUUUUGGCGAUGCAUAUGUCAUUCAGUGAGUUGUGGAAAGCCCACUGAGAUGUUGCUUUGUGGCACUGUGUUGCUGGUCAUUGAUAGCACUAAAUGCCAUGUCCUUCCCUUGCCGAGGGAGAGAUGGAGAUUUUACUAGACUUCAGUACUCUGAACCUAAAUAAAAUUUUUGAUAUUUUUUAAAGCACUCACUUUUGCCUUUUUUAUUAUUAUUUUAAUGCAGUAGCUGGUUUGAACAUACAGCAGUUUUGGGUCAAUUGUGGUGUCUUCUUGUCAGCAGUUCAGGUUCAUGAGAAGCUCUGCUAUCCCUCCUGACUUCUCUUUAAGUGAUGGGGGUUGCACCCAUGUCUGUCUGUGGGGUUGGUAUGGGAGAGCUUCAUCCUUGCCCCUGAAAAAGGGUAGGUGGGGAUGGAGCCUUCCUCUCCCUCCAUGUUCCUGGUGCAGAAGACUGAUGGUGUCAGCUAUUCCAGUUAUGUCUGUGGAAGCUGUGUAGCUAUUCCAGCUGUCCAGCUGCUGCUUAUUCUGCUGCUCAGCCAGGUCCUUGGCCUCCAGGUUUCUGAUACACUUAGACUUGUUGAUUUCAUCGAGAAAGUAUUUCUAGACUAUGGGUUUCUGUUUGAUUUUCUCUUUUAAAUAUUACCAUUUAUACCUACAAUGAUUGCUUUCCUGUUUCUUUAGAAAUGUAUGCAACUUUCCAGCUUUGUGGUGUGUUUCAUGCAGAUGUAUCUUUAUUGCUACAACUUCCCAGCUAAUGUUUCUGGCACUUCAACAAGGAUGUUGGUGUUUCGUUUGUCAGUGAUGAUCAAGCUUUUCUUCCAGUUGGAUGCAUCUGUUUGUCCUGAGAAGUGCGACUGCUCUUCAAAAAAUGCAAUUCAUUGCUCUGGCCCCCACAUAAAAGACCUGGAGUUGUUAAAUCUGCCUUGCAACAUGACAGAAAUUCACAUAACAAACGCUAAUAUAUCAUACUUGCAGGAUGUUUUUGCUAGGAUGGUGGAACUGCAGCAUCUCAUCCUGUCUUCAAACAACAUCGCUCUGGUUUCACCAAUGGCUUUUAAAGGCUUGGGAAGGCUAAAAGUCCUCAAACUGCUGGAUAAUAAGCUGGUUGAACUUCCCCCAGAAGCAUUUGAUGACAUGGUGCAGCUUCAGCAACUGAUCAUUGAAAGUAACAGGUUGAAAUCGAUCAAGGAAAAUCUGUUUGACAAACUGGCUAGUUUGCAGGAGCUUUACUUGAACAAAAACCAACUAACAGCACUUCCCAGUGGCAUGAUGAAGAAACUCGCCAAACUCAGAGUACUGAACUUGUCAAGAAAUUACUUAGCAGCACUACCUAGAAAUAUAUUUAGUGCAUUAGCCAGGCUUGAGAGGUUGAUGUUGUAUAUUAACAGGCUGUCUUCAAUAGAGUCUGGUAUGUUUGAUAGCCUGAAGGAGCUGCAGGAGCUUUUCCUGCAUUCCAAUAACAUCCAUUCCAUUGCCCCUGAUGCAUUUCAUUGUCUUCGUAAACUGAGAACCCUGACACUCUCCAGAAACAGGCUUCAGGUUUUGCCUUCUGGGCUUUUUUUGCACUUGCAUGGCCUGUCUAAACUGACCUUGUACAGGAACCCACUGAAGUCUCUUCCAGAGGUAUUGUUUGGAGAAAUGAGGCAUCUUAGUAGCCUAUGGCUGUAUCACACAAAGCUCUCAACAAUACCAGAUUUUGUGUUCAGUAACUUGACAAGCUUAGAGCUUCUUGUGCUGAGUUUUAACCCAGAGCUUACGGUUCUUCCUAGGAAUGUGUUCAGUGGCCUGAAUGAACUGCGGGGCCUUUCUCUCCAUACAAGUAAUAUUUCCAGUUUGCCAGAGGGAAUCUUUCUGAGCCUUCAGAAACUGCAGAACAUUUCCCUCUUUGAUACAAGACUUGGGGUUCUUCCUAGAAACCUCUUUCAUAAUCUCAAGCGCCUCCAGAAAGUGUACCUGAAUAGUACUAACCUGCAGUCUCUUCCUGCAGACUUCUUUACUGCUUUACCUGAGCUGGAAGAAGUUGUCCUUGAUGACAACCCUUGGAAAUGCGAUUGCCAAAUUCUUGGCUUCCGAGAAUGGCUCCAAAAGAGCACGACAAUAGUUAGAAAUGUGCUGUCUCUAAUGUGCCACAGCCCAAUGGCACUGCAGAAUAUUUCUCUUGUGUCUCUAAGCAUCGAUGACCCAGAGUGCCUGCCAACCACAGCCAUGACAUAUCAGACAUUCAGCUCAACAUAUUCCCAGACUUUGACAUCUCCUGUGACAGAGCACUUCACAUCAUCUCGGCAGACUGCUGUAACAGUAGUAUCCGACACGGAAGUCAUCAGCAUACCCACAUCGGUUCCUCCUGCAACUCCAGGUUUUACCUCCUCCCCUGUUGAAGAUGUUGGACAACCUGGGUUACAUUUCUCAGAUGUUCCAGUCCAAACUUCUCCUAGCAUCAUAGCACGAACCAACAGUGUCAGAGGGACAGAUUUAACUACUCUUGUCGGGUGGGAUGAGUUUCCAGCCUGCAGCAGUGCUCAACCCUAUUUUAAUACCAGAGUGACUUAUUGCCAGAUAUUCUUGUGCCUUCACAGUUUGAUUUUAACACUCCAGACUGUAGUCAUUGUGCUCAGUCUGUAUGUGAUGGGUAAAACCAGGCAACUCUUGCACUCCAGAAAUAUUCCUGCUCAGCCUGUAGUUCUGAUAAGAAUAUUAAGAAGAUAGAGAAAUCUAGCCCAGAAAAGAACUAGAAGUGUUGCUUUGGAUGCUUUUUGAACAUUUCAGCAGCUAAUACUCGAUUCAGAUCUGGAUUACAAAUCUUCAUAGCAAAGACCAUAAAGACCUUGUCUUUACAACAUAAUGGAAAUGAGUUUUAUGCACCUCGCAGCAUUUGCCAAGAGUGGCUGUAAUCACUGUGAGUUGCUACAGCUCUUGGUGCACGAACCCAGAGGGCGAAAUGAAAGUAUCUGUGGUCACCUCUACACGUGCACUGUGUGUUUCCUGCUUUGAAGGGCAGCCCUGUCCCUGCCAGAGACUGCUGCCUGCUGAGUGUUCACUGCUCAGAUGCAGUGCCAUCAAUGUAGAUACUCUCACAUAGGAACAUGGCUUCAACUGUGCUUUAGAGAUUGCCCAAAGUACUCCAAUACUAUUAUGCCCUAUACUGCCUGCAAUGUUUUGUCUCCUUGCUGAGAAAACAAAUGGUAUUUUUGGGAGGAGAUGCUUGGAAGGACCUUUAAACAAUGGAGAUGUGGGCAGAAUGGUGUGGUGCAAGUGUCUUAACUUUUGCUUUCUGUCCCCAGCCCCUUUCCAGGAUGUGGCGUGAGGAAGGGGUACCAGUUAAAGCUAACAGCAGAGGAAGAUGCUGAGCUAGGAAGUAUAACCUUCAUGUAUUUUAUUGGUUGCUUGGAGGUUUUCUGGAAACUUUGUAAAGUUACUACAACUCUGAAUUUUAAGUAAACAGUUUGAUCCUUAAGCUUUGGCCAGUGGUCUGAAUAAAUAAGGUGUUCCUGGUUGCAUGAUGCAGGGAAUC